AAAGUGGAGGAGGAGACCAUAGAAAUGAACGCACUGGGAGGAUGACAGCUUUUAGCCGCUACUGUAACCCUGAACCUCUGACACCCAUAUGAACCGUCAGCGAGAGAACCACUAACCCAGCCCGCAUCCUCUAUCCUGAGCAAAAAGCGAGGGGCCGUGGGCUCCUUAUGAUUUCAUAGACGCUAUUUCUCUAACACCAUGGUGCUGGGCAAGGUGAAAAAUUUAGCGGUCUACUUCGACUAUCUGAACGACAACAACGUCCACGUUUACUCCGGUGGGGAUUCGGUCUCGGGGAGGGUGAUAAUCGAAGUCAUCGGCGAGGUUCGCGUCAAAACGUUGAACAUAACCGCCAGAGGCGUAGCCAAGGUGCGGUGGACCGAGUCCCGGAACGCCGGAGCCAACACUGCCUACACUCAGAAUUACACCGAGGAGGUGGAAUACUUAAACCAUAGCGACACGUUAAUAGGAGAGGAGAGAGACGAGGACAGUACAGAGGAGACCCUCACUGUUCUCAACACAGGAUUACACGAAUUCGCCUUUAGCUUCCUGCUACCACAGAUGCCCCUGGCCACGUCGUUUGAAGGGAAGCAUGGCAGUGUGAGGUACUGGGUGAGAGCAGAGCUCUACAGACCAUGGCUGCUGCCUUUCAAAGUCAAGAAAGAGUUCACUGUGUUUGAACACAUCGAUAUCAACACUCCACUGCUGCUGGCCCCUCAAGCUGGCACUAAGGACAAGACCUUAUGUUGUUGGUUCUGUGCCUCGGGACCCAUCUCACUCAGCGCCAAGAUAGAGAGGAAGGGAUACACGCCAGGUGAGUCCAUCCAGAUCUUUGCAGAGGUGGAGAACUGUUCGUCCAGGGUGGUGGUGCCCAAGGCAGCGCUGAGCCAGACCCAGACCUACUUCGCCAAGGGCAAGGCCAGGCAGCUCCAGCAGCAGAUGGCAGCCCUGUGUGGGGACACCCUACCCCAGGGGAAGAGCCAGAGCUGGGAUGGAAAACUCCUCCACAUACCCCCAGUGUCCCCAUCCAUCCUGGACUGUCCACUCAUCAGAGUGGAGUACUCACUAGUGGUGUAUGUGGACAUCCCUGGGGGGUUGAACCUGUCUCUAUCGUUGCCGUUGGUGAUCGGGACCAUCCCCCUCCAUGCAUUCACCAAUCGAACAAGCAGCAUCAGCAGCUACUGUAGUAGCAUCAGCUGGCCAGAGAGACCUGAGGCUCCCCCCAGCUACAGUGACUUGGUGGUGACAGAGGAGCAGAGGUGGGGCUGUCUGGAGGGGUCAGAGGUCAACGAAGAGGACCAGGGAACACUGCGCACUUACAUCACAGAGUUCAGAUACCAGCCCCCACCGCUCUACUCCGAGGUUGACCCUAACCCAGAGCCAGGCUGUGGAGGUCAGGUGGUCAGGAGACCUGACCUCUGCCCCUCUCGCUGAGCACAACACUGACCUGCUCAGAGCAGACAGGCAUCUACACCUACAGAUGGAUCCAACAUGGCCGCUGCUAUAGCCCCCUACUGGAGCCAGUCACGUACAGGUGGAUCCAACAUGGACGCCGCUAUAGCCCCCUCCUGGAGCCAGUCACCUACAGAUGGAUCCAACAUGGCCGCCGCUAUAACGUCCUACUGGAGCCAGUCACCUACAGAUAGAUCCAACAUGGCCGCCGCUAUAACCCCCUACUGGAGCCAACAUUGCGUCUCAUCCUUAGUUUUCUCGGGUACAUAGAUCAACAAGAUGCAGGGCUGUCAGCUCUGAUAGACACUCUGUGGAGAGGCCAGGAGACGCCUCAGUCUGACCAGCAUCACGGUUCUCUGCUGGUCAGAAAGAAUAGAUAGUCCUUAGACCAAUCUUCUGGUACAUAUGACCAUUACGUGGCACAUCUAAGACUAGAAAGGAGAGGAGAAGAAGAAAAUAGAUAAUCCACUGUUGGACUGUUGGAAACAGUGGUCAGGAUCUCCUCCAGCCUCGGAGUGAAUUUUGCACAUGCCUCUCACUGUUUUUCUACUUAACUUCCACAGCUUUUCUUCCUCAACUGUCCUAUAUGCUGGAACAUGUCCGUUGUCUUCUCACCACCAUUACUACUUAACAAGAAACAACACCGAUCACAGACUCUUUUAGAACAAACUAAGAAACAAAUGAAAGGAAAUGUUUUUAGAGAGGUGUUAUUGUGUCUUGGGUUUCCUGAAUGGGGAAUGUGGUACAUGGUGAAAUGACUAGUGUGUGUGUUCAGACACUGUGGAUCUGUGAAGCACUCACUCACUCUCUCUGUCUUUCCUCACUAAACCCUCCAUUGAUACAGUACCCUACUAAGCACUUGUUUGAUUGUAGUAUGUGGACAUAUGACACAGAAAGAAGCUCUGUAUUUACAUAAGAGGCAAAGAAACAGCCAGAUGUAAAAUAAAAUAAGGAAAAAAUACAUUUGAAAUGUUUACAGGUCAAUUGUCCUUCAAAGUUGAUCUUCACCUCCAAACAAAGUGCAAUAUAUUUUUGUAUUUGUCGUUUUUCUGUUUGUGUAAGUGAUGCCAUUAUAGCCAUUACUGAUCUGAAUGCUAUCAUGAUCUUCCUUUGUUUGAAAUAAAGAAGCCUUUUUGUAGAAACUGAA
This is a messenger RNA of Oncorhynchus masou masou (cherry salmon), 2596 nucleotides long. Its product is annotated as arrestin domain-containing protein 3-like. Bases 199 to 1431 code for a protein of 410 amino acids. Gene Ontology annotation, biological process: protein transport. Gene Ontology annotation, cellular component: cytoplasm. The transcript has 8 exons. The record is from RefSeq and is a predicted model, not a curated record. NCBI's taxonomy places the organism in Eukaryota, Metazoa, Chordata, Actinopteri, Salmoniformes, Salmonidae.